Messenger RNA from Phacochoerus africanus (Common warthog), 5156 nucleotides. It is a transcript of the gene MED16, whose product is annotated as mediator complex subunit 16. The record is from RefSeq and is a predicted model, not a curated record. Gene Ontology annotation, molecular function: protein binding. Bases 162 to 2651 code for a protein of 829 amino acids. Gene Ontology annotation, cellular component: mediator complex. Lineage: Eukaryota; Metazoa; Chordata; Mammalia; Artiodactyla; Suidae. The transcript has 16 exons. Gene Ontology annotation, biological process: positive regulation of DNA-templated transcription.
CGGCCGCGCUACACUGGCGACUCGUUGAUCCGGGGAAGAUGGCGGUGCCGUAGCCGCGGCGUUAGGUGGAGUGCAGGCCGCGGCCGUCCGCUCGGCUGGGAGCACAGGCCGUCCCGAAGCUGGUGACCGCCCUCUGUGUAUGACCUUGGCAGCCGGGCACCAUGGACCUGGCGUACGUCUGUGAGUGGGAGAAAUGGCCCAAGAGCACGCACUGCCCUUCGGUGCCCCUGGCCUGUGCCUGGUCCUGCCGCAACCUCAUCGCCUUUACCACGGAUCUCCGAAACGACGACCAGGACCUGACCCGCAUGAUCCACAUCCUGGAUACGGAGCACCCCUGGGACGUGCACUCCAUCAACUCGGAGCACAGCGAGGCCAUCACCUGCCUCGAGUGGGACCAGUCAGGCUCCCGGCUGCUGUCAGCCGAUGCUGAUGGGCAGAUCAAGUGCUGGACCAUGGCAGACCACCUGGCCAACAGCUGGGAGAGCCCAGUGGGCAGCCUGGUGGAGGGGGACCCCAUCGUGGCCUUGUCCUGGCUGCACAAUGGUGUGAAGCUGGCCCUGCACGUGGAAAAGUCGGCCGCCUCCAGCUUUGGCGAGAAGUUCUCUCGUGUCAAGUUUUCACCCUCGCUCACGCUGUUUGGGGGCAAGCCCAUGGAGGGCUGGAUUGCCGUGACGGUCAGUGGCCUGGUCACUGUGUCCCUGCUCAAGCCCAGCGGGCAGGUGCUGACCUCCACAGAGAGCCUGUGCCGGCUGCGUGGCCGUGUGGCCCUGGCUGACAUCGCCUUCACGGGCGGCGGCAACAUCGUGGUGGCCACAGCGGACGGCAGCAGCGCAUCCCCAGUACAGUUCUACAAGGUGUGCGUGAGCGUGGUUAGUGAGAAGUGCCGCAUCGACACUGAGAUCCUGCCCUCCCUCUUCAUGCGCUGCACCACUGACCUCAACCGCAGGGACCGCGUCCCCGCCAUCACCCACCUCAAGUUCCUGGCCCGCGACAUGUCGGAGCAGGUGCUGCUCUGCGCAUCCAGCCAGACGACCAGCGUGGUGGAGUGCUGGUCACUGCGGAAGGAGGGGCUGCCUGUGAACAACAUCUUCCAGCAGCUCUCGCCCGCGGUUGGUGACAAACAGCCCAUGAUUCUCAAAUGGCGGAUCCUGUCAGCCACCAACGACCUGGACCGUGUGUCCGCCGUGGCACUGCCCAAGCUGCCCAUCUCGCUCACCAACACUGACCUGAAGGUGGCCAGCGACACCCAGUUCUACCCCGGCCUGGGACUGGCCCUGGCCUUUCACGACGGCAGUGUCCACAUCGUGCACCGGCUCUCGCUGCAGUCCAUGGCCAUUUUCUACAGUUCUGCAGCCCCACGCUCCAUGGAUGAGCCAGCCAUCAAGCGUCCGCGGACCACAGGCCCCGCCGUCCAUUUCAAGGCCAUGCAGCUCUCCUGGACCUCCCUGGCCCUUGUGGGCAUCGACAACCACGGCCGACUGAGCAUGUUGCGCAUCUCGCCCUCCCUGGGCCACGCUCUGGACGUGGGACUGGCCCUGCGGCACCUGCUCUUCCUGCUGGAGUACUGCAUGGUGACCGGCUACGACUGGUGGGACAUCCUGUUGCACGUGCAGCCUGGCAUGGUGCAGAGCCUGGUGGAGAAGCUGCAUGAGGAGUACACACGCCAGAAGGCUGAGCUGCAGCAGGUCCUCUCCACCCGGAUCCUGGCCAUGAAAGCCUCACUCUGCAAGCUCUCACCCUGCACGGUGACACGGGUGUGCGACUACCAUGCCAAGCUCUUCCUUAUUGCCAUCAGCUCCACGCUCAAAUCGCUGCUGCGCCCUCAUGUCCUCAACACGCCCGACAAGAGUCCUGGUGACCGGCUGACCGAGAUCUGCACCAAGAUCACAGACGUUGACAUUGACAAGGUCAUGAUCAACCUCAAGACGGAAGAGUUUGUCCUGGACAUGAACACACUCCAGGCACUACAGCAGCUCCUGCAGUGGGUGGGAGACUUUGUGCUCUACCUGUUGGCCAGCCUGCCCAACCAGGGCUCCCCACUGCGACCAGGCCACAGCUUCCUGAGGGACGGCACCUCGCUGGGCAUGCUGCGUGAGCUGAUGGUCGUCAUCCGCAUCUGGGGCCUGCUGAAGCCCAGCUGCCUGCCUGUGUAUACGGCCACCUCAGACACCCAGGACAGCAUGUCCCUGCUUUUCCGCCUGCUCACGAAGCUCUGGAUCUGCUGCCGUGAUGAAGGCCCCACGAGUGAGCCAGAUGAGGCACUGGUGGAUGAGUGCUGUCUUCUGCCCAGCCAGCUGCUCAUCCCUAACCUUGACUGGCUGCCCGUCAGUGAUGGCCUCGUCAGCCGCCUGCAGCCCAAGCAGCCCCUGCGUCUGCAUUUCGGCAAGGCUCCCACUCUGCCUGGCAGCGCCACGACCUUGCAGCUGGAUGGCCUCAUCAGGGCGCCGGGCCAGCCCAAGAUGGACCACCUGAGGAGACUGCACCUGGGCGCCUACCCCACAGAGGAGUGCAAGGCCUGCACCAGGUGCGGCUGCGUCACCAUGCUCAAGUCGCCCAAUAAGACGACAGCUGUCAAACAGUGGGAGCAGCGCUGGAUCAAGAACUGCCUGUGUGGAGGGCUUUGGCGGCGACUGCCUCUCAGCUACCCCUGACCGGGGCCCAGCCCUGUGUUGUCUUUUGGUUGUUUAUGGUUUCCUUUGCUGUGCAAAAUGUAAGUGAGUUCCUGAUGGAUUUAAAGCUGGCCACGCUGUCCCCUCGCCAGUGGCAGAGCAGCUGCAUACUCUGGACCUUCAGCGGGUGCGUUAGACAACGCCACCUUGAACUGUGCUUUGGAAAUCUUUUCAGGCACAGUUAGUGCCCCGUGACCAACGGGGUAGGUGAGGACCCAACCUGAAGCCUCCAGUUGGUGUCCUCAGCCCAGCGGGCACUCCUCUUUCUUCCUCGGAGCCUAGUGGUGGAUCCCAGGGAUUCAGGAGGAGGGCCUGGCUGCAUGGCCACCAUGCCAACUGGUGACAAGACCUCUCUGCCCUGGGCAGAGCCACAGCUCCCAGACUGCCCCCCGGCGAGCCCAGUGACCUCUCUGGAUGCCUCCGGUCCCAGCUCGGAGGAUUCUGGACAGUCCAGGCCCUUGUCCUUUAGAAAGUCCCCCAUGAACCUCCUGGGCACAGUGACUGCUUGUUGGCAGUGACACCAGCCGAGCCCUGCCUCGGUCUCCUCAACUGUACCUGUCUGUGCUGUGUGCUUGUGUCCCGCGGUCUGUGGGCUGGGCAGGUCCAGCAAAUGUCCACACUGGAUUGCAGGUGUCUUCCCAGCAUCCAGGUGCCACCCCAGCAGCCCCCUCCUUUGGUGCCUCCCUCCCCCUCCCCAGGCUGUGGUUCUGCCCCUGCGUGUUGCUCUCUCACUCUGUCAGCACAUAUUGAGCACCUCGUGUAUGUGAGGCACAGGGGUUCCUGCGGGGCCAUGGACUGGAAGUGGCGGUGGACGUGCUCCCCCCACCUCCCAGCAUCUCUGUCUCUUUCUUCCCUGCCCUCCUCCUCCAGGAUUCUGGGAGCUCAGGCCUUGUCCCCAGGGGUCCUCCCUCUGCCUGAACCACUUGGACUGAUUAAGGCCGGCUCCCCGCAGGCCUUGAGGCUCAGUGCAGCCUGUUAAGUGGUAAUUGGUUCUUGUUUUCCUCCUGGAGGCUGGCAGGGGGCAGGCCAUGUGGGCGCUGUGUUGGGCUUUCAGGGCAUGGUGGUGCCCCGGGGGCCCCAUUACCUGGGUCGGGGGGCCUCGUUUGCCGCUUUCCCACCGCAAGUGUGCACUUGAUGGCCUUGGCAACUCUGUCCCCUCAGGGUGGCCUCCCCCAUGCAGGAGAGGAAGGAGAGCUCCGGGCGGCCCUCCCAGCCCUCCCUGACCUUCCCCUCGGUGCCACAGCCUGGAGGAGGCCUUUCUUCUGAGUCCUGCGUAUUUUUUUCUCAGCUUUUUACCUCAUUUGACCAUAUAUUUUUAAAGAAAUUUGCCUUUUUCAAGACACUCUGAAGUCUUUAAACUAGUUAAUUGUUUUAGGAAAAUGAGCUUGUUUCUUGCACUCAUAUUUGAUGGGCUUAAGGUUAAACUGAGGGUUUUACACCUGGCCACCACCUUUUGAUGGGUCCAUGUCCUCUCCCCCAGGGUCUGGGGACUGGCAGCUGUUGUGAUCUGUCCUGCGCAUAGAAGUGGCCCAUGUGACCCUGAGGCUGGUGGGGCCUGGCCUGGCUCCUGGGCCCUCAUCCUGGAGCCUCAGGUCACCUAGGUGGUGGAGUGAGGACGAGCCCUGUGCCCGUGUGACCCUGACACAGCCGAGCACAAUGAUGGGUGAACACCAAGUCUGGGGCGGUCUCUGAUGCAGCAGUGGUAACAGAACAUUCAGGAACUGUUAUGAUGAGCCCAGUGGGCAUAAAUGUGCCUGGCUGUCCAGGAGCAUCAGGCUCCUGGGGUGGGGUGGCACCUGCUGUGGGCCCUGCUGGAAUGUUCUUCUGGGCUGGGGGCGGGGUUUGUGGGUGAUGACAUUCCCUGUCCCCACCAUGUGUCCACACGGGUCCACAUGGUGUCAAUGACGCAAGUGGUGUUGUGACACAGGCAGUUCAUUCCAUUGAGCUGCAUGUCCCCUGGGCCCUCAGCCUCUCAGAGCCAGGGACAUGGGUACCUGUGGUAGAUGAGGAAGCCGAAGCCACCGUCCUCUGGAAACAGAAGCGGGAAGCAGCCCUUUACUCCCUAUGGCAGGUGGGGUCCCUUCUGCGGUGGUGGGGACAUAGCCACAGGCCACCCUCUCUGCACCCUGCAUUAGUCCUGCCCUCCCCUGUAGCUCAGGGUUGUCCCUUUGCCCCACCACAAGCACUGAGGGGAUUGCUAGAAGAGGCCCUGCAGUCGCAGGGUUCUCAAAGACCCCCGAUUUGUGGAAGGCAUCCAGCCUGUGUCUCCUGCCUGGAAGCCCCUGGAGCCUCCCCCUCUGCCUGUCUCACCCACUCCAACUGGUCCUGCACUCACCCUCCAGGCUGGGAGAGUCAAGCUCCAGCUCACCCACAGGGCCAGUCUCUUCAUCUGUACCCACUGCCAGGUAAAAUGCAGGGCACGAAGUUAAAUUUGAAUUUCAGGUGUACACUGAAUACAUUUCUAGAAUAAAUCUGUCCCCAAAAUUA